UGAUUCUAAAUCGUCUUUAGGUCUCUGGCCAUGGAGAUUAUCAGAGGCAGUUUAGACAACAUUUCUCGACCUGCGUCCAGUGAGCAGAAAGGAAACCGCGUGUGUUCAGUCCCACUGCCGCACUUCGAGAGGACGUCGCCAACUACUCCGUUUUCUCUUGUUGUUUUGACCAACGAUGCCUCCGAUCAGAGCAGCAAUGAAGAAAUUAUAGAGGAUUUCUCAGAGAGAUAUCCUGAUGAAGAUAGUACUGCAGAAAAUGACGAAGAGCAUAAAUUACAAGCAGCCAUGGAGGAAAUGAAGCGACUUGAUGAAAUACUGUCUGAAAAAAUAAGCCAAGAAAGAGAAACCCGACUUCAGAGCAAAAAACUUCGAGCGAAACUCUGGCAAGAACUGCAGCUGAAUAAGCCUGCAGGCCACUCUGAAAGUGCUCACGAAGUUUUGAACACUCAGCAGUUUUUGGCCUUGGAAACACUGACUGAUGCAGAAGAAGAAGAAGAUUUUCCAUCUGUGUUUGAAACUCAGGUGCCUGACUGUGAGCCUGAUGCAGACGACCAGCGUUUGGAGCCAAGUGAAAACGGGCCAGGCAGCUGGACGGAGGCCUGGGAAGUCGACUUCAGCCACUCUGGAUCGUUCACAGGGAAGAACAAACACAAGAACUUUGUCAGGAGGAACAUUGAGCUGGUGAGUGGUGAGGGGGGCCGAGCGCUUCUGACCGAGGCCGAGCGGGAGCGCCUGGCUGAGCUCCUCCGAGAAAUAGAAGAAGAGGAAGAGGACGAGGCCAGAGACGGAGAGGGGACCACUUGGGCCGUGUCGGUGCUGUCCGGUCAGGUUUACACCCCAGAGCCGUCCGAUCUGGACCAGCUGAUUGACAUCGACUCAAAGAUCCGCCUGCUCCUUCCCGAGGAAGAGUCGCACUCGGCGCAGGCUUCCUACACCAACCUGAGCGUGUGUCAGGGCUGGAAGUGCGACGGGGACUCGCGGCCAGGAGAGAAGGUCCUGCAGGAUAUAAAGGAGAGAAGAGGCCUGGAGAGGCGGCUCCUCCAGAUCCAGCGGCAGCUGGAGAUCCUGGGCGGCGGCCAGGAGAUGACUGAGGAGUGUGCAGAGCUCAGUGAGGAGCAGCUACUUACCCUGCUGGAUGGAUGUGAGCUGACAGAGCGGGAGCCGGGACCCGGAGAUGACUGA
This is a messenger RNA of Salarias fasciatus (jewelled blenny), 1182 nucleotides long. RefSeq names its product fibrous sheath interacting protein 1 (gene fsip1). NCBI's taxonomy places the organism in Eukaryota, Metazoa, Chordata, Actinopteri, Blenniiformes, Blenniidae. The transcript is spliced from 10 exons. The record is from RefSeq and is a predicted model, not a curated record. Bases 31 to 1182 code for a protein of 383 amino acids.